This is a messenger RNA of Prinia subflava (tawny-flanked prinia), 3749 nucleotides long. RefSeq names its product coiled-coil domain containing 57 (gene CCDC57). The coding region runs from base 51 to 1616 and encodes 521 amino acids. Gene Ontology annotation, biological process: positive regulation of mitotic cell cycle; centriole replication; microtubule nucleation. The record is from RefSeq and is a predicted model, not a curated record. NCBI's taxonomy places the organism in Eukaryota, Metazoa, Chordata, Aves, Passeriformes, Cisticolidae. Gene Ontology annotation, cellular component: spindle microtubule; centriole; centriolar satellite. The transcript has 9 exons.
GCGAGUGGGCGGAGCGGCAGCGGCCCUCUAACGGUGGCGCCGCGGGCCCCAUGGAGACGGGCCCGCCUCCCGGCACGGGCCCGCCCGACGCGGCUCUCGAAAGAGACGCGGCCUACAGCCGUGAGCGGAGGGAUGUACAGGUUCGUGCCGUCGGGAGGCGAGUCGUGACUGGGCUUCUCCAUCAGAAGGCAGUGCGGUCGCACAGCAUCCCGCUGUGCUGCAGGUCUAACCAACACCCAUCUCUGGCAGCUGAGAAAGAAUGGAUUCUGAAACAGAGUAAAAUGCAAGCAGAACUGAACUGGCAGCAGCUCUGUGAGAAUGCUGGAUGUAAUUGGUAUCAGAAAUCAGAGGAUCUAGCACACAGCCUGUCUUCAUCAAGAGAGGAGAUAUUUCAGUAUGAUGAUGAAAGUUCUCUGUAUAAAGAUAUCCCUGCUUUGGAAAUAAAAAAGCUGCAGGAACAGAAUGCCAGCCUUCGGGCUGCUAUUGCACAAAUGAGGAAAGAAAUGGAGAGUCUUGAUGAGCAGAUGUUGUCUUCUCUUCCUGUAACAGAAGACAGACAGCUUGCAGAGCAAGGUUCAUUGAGCACAAACAAAAUUUCAACUGGAACCACACUGAGCAACAUCAAAGUCACUUCAACUAAGUUGGAUUGUAUAGUAAACCCAAACACAGAAGAGGGGCCAGAACCCAAAGUACUUGAAGAAAACAUGGUAAAUUUUGGACGACAGCUACCUGAUGUAGGUACUAGUAUUGGUUGUCAGUAUAGUGUCAAACACACUCUACAAGGAAUGCAAAAUAAACUCGAGGAAGCGGCAAGACAAAUCUCAAUUCUGAGCCAAGAAAAGCGACAGCUGAUUGAAAUGGGAAACAGACUCAGGGCAGAACUUGGAAUGAUGUUAAAGGAAGGACUCUGGCAUCCUAUUAGCUCUAAACGUUGCACAGUUUGUAUUGCCUUUGGUAGUCUUCCUCCAAGAGAACUUGUCAAAAGAACACAGUGUCAGCUAUCAGUUCUAAAGCAUCUACAGCACAGACUCUCAACACAGGAGCUGCCGUAUGCAAGGCAGCAGCAUCUUUCAAGGUUUUCUUCUCUUACUGCCUGCCCUAGCUUAAAGGAAGAAGAAGCUCCAAGCAGCUAUGGGGAAGAAACAGAAUUACCAUCUGCUGAGGUUCGGCUAAGGUUCGGCAAUUUCUCUAUUGAAAAUCAUGAGCCAGAGACAUUCUCUGCAACAAAUGCAGAUACAUCCACAAAAAUUGUUCAAACUCAGCUGCUCAGUCAGAGUCCUAGUCAAGUCCAGCAGGUCCAGUUUUCUUCAUCUAGUGCACAUAAUUUCUAUCAAAUUUUAGACACGGGAUCAAGCCUUUCUCUGCUCAGUCCUCGAAAGAACACCAGCCAGGUGGAGUUUGAAGUUGUACAUUCAAUCGAGCAAUCUGAAGAAUCUCAGCAAAAUAUCAAAGCCAAGGAUAAACUUGAAUCAUCAGCUGAAGAUUUGAAAGUCAGAGGAACAAGGCUGGAAGUUCGCCAGAAGUUAAAAUCCAAGAGUUUAUCUUGUGCUCAUCUAUUAAAACCAAAAAUCUCUUCUAGCAUGGCAAAAAUACGCAAUUACAAUAUUAAAGACUGAUUUCUAUGUUGACAGCAUGUUGUAGGUCCGUGCUUGCUAUUAACUUGACAUUUCUAUAUCAGGUCUAAUUCUCAGCCUCAGUUUUGUAUGUUAGCUUGAGAUAUUUGCAGCCAGAAGAGAGAACAAAUACCCUGCUUCAUACACUGAAGCCUAAAAUAAAGGGUUAAUCUGUGUAUAUUAUGAGAUUACAGUCUUCACUGUUAAUACUGAUUUAUUUUAAUUAUAUAUGUUAAGAUUUUCUUGCAUCAUGGAUUUAGAAAUGCUCAGUUAAUACAUAGGUAAAGCCUCGUGCCUUCAGGCAGGGCUUGCAGGACUUUAGCAGAUAUUUUGUUGAGAAACUGUAGAUGUGAUUUAAGCUUAGAAGUGGGAUGCCUCAACCUACUUGUCUUCUUCUAAUUAACAAUGCAACCGUUAAUCCUGUGCAACUUUCUACUUGAAAGAAAGGGGUUUAAAAACAUUACACCUGAGUCUGUAUUAUUUCUCAUCUUCUGUAGCUCUUUCCACUUGUCCAGAGAGCAUGAAAGAGUAUAAAAUUAAAUUUCUACUGUCACACCAGUGAUUGUAUUAUCCCUUGACAAGAGACUGUACAGACUUUGAAGCAGUGAGAAACACUGCUACCAUGUUAGAAUCAUAUACUCAGAACAAUACAGACAUGUCAUAAGAAGUAAGUCUUAAAACAGACAAAACUAAAAGAAAACGUGAAUGAGUUGUGAUGUAACAAAGGAUAGUUAUGUAGUAAAGAACAUGCCAGGACACUAAUACAAGUAAUCAGUGUAUUUUUGUAGCAUUUCCACUAAUGCUGAGCUGUCCUGGGAUAUUACAGAGAUUAACUUUCCUAUAAGUAAAGGAAAUGCACAUGAAAAUUUCAAGAAAAAACUUUUAAUUGUGGGAAUGGUCAAGCACUGGAACAGAUUGCCCAGAUGGGUUAUGGAGUGUGUGGAGAUAGUCAAAACCCAACUGGAUGUGGGCCUGGUCAGACUGUUCCAGCUGACCCUUGAGUUGGGGACUUGGACUAGGUGAUGUCAAGAGGUACCUUCCAAUCUAAGAGAUUCUGUGAUUCUGCAAGUGGUAUCACUGAAGUGAAUAAUACUUCUCGAUUGCUGCUAAACAUAUAAAAAUGAUAAACGAAGGAAGAGAGCUACUUAUCCAUGAGUGUCUUUCUUUUUCUGGAGCUUUUUUAUAGAUAUGCUUUCUUGAUAACUCUUUGCAAAGAGGUGCUCUCUUCAGUACCUGAUAAUGUGGUAGUAAUCCAUUUGACAAUUGGAAUAAUUAUUUUGUACUACCUGCUGAAAAUAUUUUGCUUUAGUGCAAAGGUACAGUGAUACUAUAAUCAGAUGCCAAAUCUGCAAGAAAUUUCAUGAGAUGUUACUAGGCCAGUAUGAGGCUGAGAGACCUUGUGAGCUUCUUUCUAAAUAUUUUCAUUACAUGAAAAUCCUCUUACUUGAUUCAACAUUGUUCAUGAGCCAGGACAACAUGAUGCACUCCCUUGAACCUGGCCCUGAAUGAGCUCUUUCUGUAGCACAAAGCAUAGUGGUUUCUAACAAGUACAGGAAUUUUGGCCCAGAUCACACCAUUUAAAGCAUUCACUGGUUAUUUCUAGAACUUGGUGUGUAAAUUCCAAAUUUUAUGAUAGCUGUAGAUCAUCCUGAAAAACUUUUUGGUCUUUCAUGAUUAAUAUUUACCUGUGGAGAUGCACAAUAGUUCAGUGGUAUCAGAUUCUGUGCAUGUGUUAAAAGCAGCGUAAAAGAGCAGUUUGUUCCAUGAUAUUUGUAAUAGUGCAUCUGAACCUGAAAAAUAUUUCUCUGUAUUUCUUACACCGUAGGUGUAAGCUGAUGUGCUGCAGACUUCAGAAAUGCUUUUGUGUAGGUUUGUAUGCAGGUUUCAAUGGCCUUUUUUUGUUUGCUUGUUUGAGGGUUUUCUGGUGUGUUUUUGUUGUUGUUGUUGUUGUGGUUGUGGUUGUUUGGUGUGGUGUCCCACUUCAUCCUCCUCCCAUGUCACCUGGCAUGCCUGUUUCAUGCAGACCUCUUGCCAGUAAUGCAGUUUAAAUUUAUUCAGUUUCCCUUAGAAACAGGUUUCCUUAAGUAAACUGUAGGUAAGGAAAGAUGAUAGCUGGGUCGUUUCAUUUAAUUUUAC